GUGAAUCUUUGGCGCUUUCAAAAAAGCGGUUGCACUUGAAAUGGAAGUGGUUGCGUCUCCUGCUUCUUUAGUCCGCUGCACCCGACCUUAUACAUAAAAGUUGUCUUGUCUAUCUUGGAAACUACGCUGCUGUGUUGAGAACAAGCGCUCGUGUCAAAGUGUCGGCGUGUUUCUCAGAAACAAUAAGUAACGGCAGGGCUUUGCUUCCAGCCAGAUUUCGCUGCAAGUGCAAGCGCGGUUGGGAAAGAAGGCAACGCGGUCCAGGAAGUAAUACUGUGUGGGCUACUUACUAUUCAUUGAACCAAGGUCAUCAUGGACCUUUCUACCGAGAAGACCGGCAGUGCGUCGAGUGCUGUCGAGGCACCAGAAUCAGUCGACAAUCGCGACGGCGCGAGUUGUGUGUCAACUGGAAGUAGAAACACAACGGAACUUGUGAAAGGGAACAAUGGAGUGGUAGACCAAGGUGCCAGUACUUCUAUUGCUUCCAGUGCAGCCGGUGAGGCGAAGAGCAAUGGGGAUAAUUUUUCCCGAGGGUCGGAGGCGAGCAAUGCCCGCAACAGCAGGUCGUCCAGCAGCAGGGAAAAAGCGAGAAGAACAAAGGAAACAAGCGAGGAAAUUACGAGCUACAAAUUGGGGCUUUUACCCCGGCGGCCGCUCGCGCCACUUCUGGAGCUGAAUGAAGAGCAGGUAUAAUACGAACGCGCGGUUUAUUCUCUAUUCUUUAGUUUAACACGUGCAGCCUCAUGUUCUUGCAUAGUUGUACGUAGCACAGGUCAAUGCCUGUCUGCAACUCGACACAAGAACAGGAAAAGUACGGCUCAUAAAUUCAUAGCGUUCUAGUAUGGCCGCGAUUUGCGCUUCUGAGUGUGGGUAUUUGUGUUGGUUUACUUCUUCUAUCGCGUCGAACCAAAAAAUCUGCAGUCUGAGUCCUCGCUGGCUGGCAACACCAGUAUCUGCGAGUCUCGGAUCGCGGGGAGCACUCGACUCACGGUGAAACUGGAAGAUAUCGCCGACCUAGAGGACUUACAGAAUACGGAAGAAGCGGGCUGCACAGACCCCGACGAAGGUAAGGACAUAGAGAAGGACCGGCGAAAGAUUUUAGACACGAUGAUCACGGCAAGUGAGCAGGGCGGACCGGGGGCUCCUCCGGGGAGUGCGGUCGUUGAUAUGGUAUAGAUGACCUACAUAAUGUUGUCCUUGGGUAUUCUGAUAUAAAAGUUUAUAGUCAUCGAUUCAUAGUACUUCUCUUAGUGGAGAGCUGUCUGGGUUGUACCACUAGAUUUGCUGUGCAUCGAAAAAGUAGAAAUUGCACUUCUUUUUCUCAUUUAUUGUUUACCUGAAAAUCGAAAUUUUUAUAUUAGGAAAAGGAAAUGGCAGAGCUGAGCUCCGCCUGCCUCCGGGCCAAGAUGCAGGAUAUCGAGUCCGGUGUGGUGCGCGACGUUCCCAUGAGCAUGUGCAAUUCGGUGCACAGCAAAGCACCGUAUUUGAAUGAGGAAGAAUUUAUCAAUACCGUAGAACUACCGGACCACGUCGAGAACAAGAAUGCUGGCGAUCAAAGUGCAUCAUCUUCAAGGGGUUUCUCGAAAGAGAUGAGUGACCACUGUGCGGCUCAACCAGCUACAAACCAGCAGAACCUGAGCGGCUUUAGUUUCGUCGACGCCACUCCCCCGCACCACAGCUCAAUGUCCACCUCUGGGGCGAAACUAAAUCUUCCAGUUACAACGACAGCGGGAGGAUCAACAUUGAACCAAUCGACAAGCAACCAAACAAGGAAUAACAAAGCCAUUUCCGGUUCUGCCCAUCGCCUCUCCUCAUCCGCCAGCUUCAAAGCGAAAAGCGGCCCGCUGAGCCAAUCCAUCGGGCGGCACGAGAAGGAGAAUAACAAUCUGACAGCUCUGCUGCAGCAGCGUAAUGGAGCUGCUGCAGGUGUGCAACACAAUAACAAUGGCGUUUCUAGCGGUUGUUCGAGUAGGUAUAGCACGGAUGGUAACUACUACGCGGAAGAAGAGAAAGGAGAAGCAGUAGACAAUGCGGGACAACUAGAAAAUAAACAAACAGCCAUAAUCUCCAGCAAGAUGAAUCAGGAGCAGCAGCAGCAGGAGCAGCAACAGCUUCGCCUGUUCGCGAUAGAGCAGCAGCCGGUUCUUGUUGCAUCGUCGUCCUCUUCAAACACUGCCAGUAAUUCCCGCGAGGUAAUAAAUCUGGACAACAAUCAGGGCAACGACCCAUCGAAAAAUCCGCUGCUCCUUGCACAGCGAAGCAACACUGGGGACGAGAAUACGUCAACUGACGGUCGUAUGGGUAGUUGCAAUGGAAGUUGCAAUCUUCAUGAAGGAGGUCCUGCUCCGGGUCAACAACUUGAGCAAUCCGGGCAGCAGCUGUUGAUGCUAUCCUCCCUGAAUCUGAGCAACGCCGCGCAGAAGGAGCCCAGUUCCUGUUCCAACAACGGCUCGGAUUGCGACGUCGGGAGCGGAUCGGCUAUUCUGUGUAAAAACGUCCCCACCCCAUAGUUGUAAUGCAAAUCUGCAUGCUGAAGAUAUUUCUCAUGCGGAGUCUCAUGGGAAGCAUUUUUUAGUCGUGUUGUGGAAUUUGUUAUGCUCGAGUCAGCAUAUAUAUGCUAGGCCUGUUAUGCGACUGGGCUAGCGAAACAGGAUUACACUACGAGGCAAAGCUUGUCAUGCGCAACAGCCAAAGCUUGUUGGUUUAUGUAGCAGAUUUCCAAUCUUGACUCCGGGGUGGAGGCGUUUUUACUCAGGAUAUCCACCCUCUCCUCCUUACUCCCCGGCCGGCUGUUUAUGCGGGACGACGAGUCCUCUGACACGCCGGCGAAUUCCGUCACCACCGAGCAGUUGGCCGCGCCGCUCGAAAUCAACGACGAGGAGGAGGACGGGUGCAACCAAAUUAACAACAGUUCCAGUUGCAACGACAACUAUUCUGCGGACGACGAUUAUCCCUGGAAAAAAGUCAGUGUUACAGUUACACAUUUGUAGUCAAAUCAGCAACACAAAUCUCUCUGCAUGAGAAACUUGUAAUGCAGAAAUCCUACGGGAAAACACCUAUGAAACGAUGCUUCUAUGCGUAUCCGGCAUGACAGAGCUGGUCUGUUUUGCUUGGCCUGCAACCCAAUGUGUAACAAUAACACUUUCUUCUCUGGAUAACGAUCUCGAGAGAUUGGAAACCCAGACCCGCCGGGCGGAGAUAGACAGUUCUUCGGAGCAGGAGCAGGACGCCAUGACGGACAAUCAGGAACCCUGUACUAUCAAAUGCAAAUAGGUCUGGGUCUGGAAGGUUGGAACUUGUGUGUGAUGCUAACUUUGGACUCUAAAAAAAUCUGUAUUGCAUGACCAGCAGAGGGAGUGUAAUUUUUGCUACGGGAAGAGGGCAUUUGUCAUGCGGAAUAGGCAUCAAAAAGCCCUCAAAAAAUCUCUGAUGCUAGGGCAUGCAUCACAGACAUCAUGGCUCAUGCAAAACUUGCAUGACAAGUCUCAGAAUCUUCCAGACCCAGACAUAUUUGGAGUUGAUAUGUACCGGCAUCGGCCAAGUGUUCGCCCGCAGCUGCGAAUCCGUGCCCGCGCCGACGGCAAAUACGGUGGAGGAGGGGCUGCGGCUAUCGGAAGUGGACCGGAGUCGCGUUUCGGGCGGAGAGUAUCAUCAUGGCACGGGGUUGGUGAAAACAAGUGGAUUCGGUGGAACGUUAACCUCCAGCGGCCAGAGCGGGAAACUGCGUAAAUUGGGGUCGAGAGGCAGCAAUAACAACGACGGGUCGGUCGUCGAUCACCAGCGAAUCUCUGGGGAGUUUCCGCACGGGCUGCUAUCCUCCUCUGUGCUGGUGCCCGGGGGCGCAAUAAAUAACGCUGGCGGUAGUUACAACCAUUUGAGUGCUGGAGCAGUUCCUGGUGGAGAACACCACAGUGUGUUGGGCAGUAACCUUCAACAUAAUUCCUCCAACGCAUUUAUUCAAGAGCACGGGGCCGGCGGUGGGGGCCGGCCCUCCGGUCCGCGGGCCGGCCACUGGCCGGUAUUGCUGUCUUCAUCGGAAGAAUCGGAAAACAACCAGCUACAAGCGUACGGGGACUUCAUGCUGACUGCGGAGCAGCAACGGGCGUAUUUACAUCGUCAACAACGACUGGCGGCCGAACACGAGAAACUGCAGGAAAAGAAGGAGGAGCUGGAAAGACGGGAAGAGGCACUGGCGGAACGCGAGCGAGUCGUCGUGCGAAAAGAACAAGAAUUCAAAAUCAGUGGCGACCCCUCCGCGUCUAUCCUGAGUAAAAACGUACCCACACCAGAGUCAGGAUGGGGAUUUUGCAACACAAACCUAGGAGUUUUGUGACUCACGCGUGACAAGUUGCACUCUGCAGUGUAGUGCAGGUUAGCAAGUGCAGCCGCAUCACAGAUUCGUCUGCUCAUCCUGUUCACAGCGUCACAAAUUCCAAAACACGAUUGGAAAUGGCUCUCAUGGGGAUGCGCAUUACAAGUCUUCCUGUCUUUGCAAAUCUACAUUUGUUAGCGGCCGGGAGAUGAUGGUGAUGGCACUUCUGUGUCCGCCUGACCUACCCCCCCUGCGUGUCAAGCCAUCUGCGGCCUGGGGCAGAGGGGGGGGCAAAGUGUGCUGCAAUUCCUUUAGCAUUACAACUCUGGUGUGGGGACGUUUUUACUCAGGAUAGCGUCCUCCACCCCCUCAGCUUCGCGGGACGACGACUACAAAAACUACGGAAGCAAGAAAAGUGAAGACUUUUCCGCCGUGACCGCCUGCUGCGUCUCGUUUCUUGCGUCUUUGCAAAGACAGACCGGCAUUUCGGAGCAGACGCUGGACUUCAAAAAAGUGGCAAAGCAACUGUGCUUCCACCCAGACACGCUGUGAAGUAUGGAAUAGGAAAUAAAUAUUGAAUUGUAUCUGUCCAAUUAUCGAAGACAGUCUCGCUCGUCUUGCAUCGUAAUUUCAUGAUCCUGCGAAACAGUAAAUCACUUUUCCGAUGAACAUUGAAAUUAAUUCCGACCACACUGGAGGCAUUUUUUGAGCCGUGAGUAAAAAAGAUGAAUGCAAUUGUAUCAUGUGUACUGAGUAUUUCUUCGUAUGAUUACAACUGUCUUUGGCUUGUAGAUGAAGUUACUAUAAGAAAUGCCGAAGAAGUUUUAUUUCUGAGGUGUUUAGUUAAGAACCUUGCCAGCCGAACUGAAAGAUUUUUCUAGUGACGCCCCGGUUCGCGGCCGCGUGUCUCGUGCUGUCGUGUAAACAUAGCUAUGAAAGACGAGCCUCAACCUGCGAGUCGUAUUAUCAAUCAGAAGUGCCCGCUCGCCCAUCGGAAUCGGUAUCAGUAACUGCUUCAAGAACAUCAGAAAUCAGAAUUUCGUCCAUAUCUCUUUGUGUAAAGCGAUAAUAUUAAUGAUAGAGAAAAGAACAGAUUUACUUGCGAAUAAAAAAUAAGAAGUGCAUCGAAAUACCUUUCCGAAAAAAUCUUCAACCAGCCAAGACAGAAUUCUUGUGUGUCCAUGCGGUGCAAGAGUACCAGAAUUUUUGGGCUAGUCUAGAGUCGUCAUUACCGC
Amoebophrya sp. A120 is the source of this 5547-nucleotide messenger RNA. The record is from the annotation of a GenBank genome assembly. NCBI's taxonomy places the organism in Eukaryota, Dinophyceae, Syndiniales, Amoebophryaceae.